GAUUGGCUGUUUAUACCCUAUAAUUAUGUUAUACAGUGUCUUCAGGUGUGACUGCUGUGGUAGUUCUACUCCUACUCUUAGUCAUUGCCAUUUUAACAGCUGUUGUCAUAGUGAAACGAAAACAAAGGAACCACAAAGGUGAUGUUGUUGUAUCAGAUGGAAGAGUGGAUUUGUCAUCAACAUUGCCAGGAAUUGAACAGCCUAACGAAGCUCAUGCUUACUCAAUAAGAACAUUGCCUAUGAGCAGACACGGAUACCAAGACACAAUGAACACACCACCACCAUCGUUACCACGGUAGUAACAAUGGAGGAUGAGAGCACUGAGCCAAGUCAUGAAUACGAAGAAGUAUUGCUCUAAAUAUUCAAAGCAUUUCAAUUUAUAAGUCUGUGCAAUAAUAAUUAUGUUUGCAUAAAAAUUAUUGUCACGGUGUUGCUUUUGAUAGGCUUUGAUAGAUCUAUAAGCACUUAGGCACGUGUGUGUACAAGUUAUAAACAAUUCAAGUGAUGGCACAGCUAUAUUUAACCAUAAUCUCUCUGCACAAAAUAAUGUCAUAACAAUUAUUCACUAAAAUGUUACUUGUUUGGUUAACGAUCUUUAUUGCGCCCACAAAUGCAUGUGCAUGCCUUAGGCCGGAAGAGAUAUCUGGGAAGAGAUGGAUCUGAGAUGGCUCUUUCUUUUAACCGCUUUUGUGGUAUCUAUAGAAGCUCAGUUCACAGUACAACCAGUGUCAGUGGUACAGGCCCAGGGGAUAGAUGCAGUGUUUGAGUGUCAGUAUCCUGGAGCACAAACUUACAUUUGGGGGCUCAAUGGAGAGUUUCCUUCACACAAUAGCCUUCCACCAGAUGUGACUGUUACCCCACCGUCUGGUGAUAUCCCAACAAAACUGAUCAUAGCCACAGGGCAGCACAAUAUCAUUGUUGUGCAGUGUGUGGCAGUGGUUAGAGACGGACAAAUAUUUAUACCUGAAUUAUCAGUAAAUGCUACCUUGCGAGUACAAGGUCCUCUUUCAGCUGUCUCCAACCUCCAUGCUCAUUCAUCAAGCACCAACAUCACAAUCACCUGGGAUGCUCCCUUCUCUCUUAACCUCACCACAGCUGAACCAGACAUACAGUAUUGUGUGGAUGUGUACGAUAGUGCCACUGGUGUUCUACUACACUCUGAGUGUGGUAUUAUUGGGGAACGCUACACCUACUCUCCUAGCAACCCCUGCUCAACGUAUGCAUUGUUAGUGACACCUAGGAGUAAUCUUGACGGAGCUCUCAAUGGAAGCAUUGCACAGUCUCAGGGAUUUACAGUGCGGCCAGUAUCAGUGAUACAAGCUGAAGGCCUGAAGGCAGUGUUUGAGUGUUUAUAUCCUGGUGCCCUGAGUCACAGUUGGGGGAUCAAUGGAAUGUACCCAGCUGAUAAUGCGUUUCCACCUAAUGUAACUCGUACCCUACCGUCUGGUGAUACUCCAGCAAGACUGGCCAUUCCGUCAACAGGCCAGUACAACAACACCGUGGUGCAGUGUAGGGCUGUGCUUGAUGUGGGAGGAGAUGUGAAGAUUGUGCAAACAUGUGAUGCUCUGUUGUUAGUACAAGGUCCAUUGGGUUCUGUUACUGGACUGACACUGGACAUGGUGACCUCUACUUCAGUGACUCUCGCCUGGGAUGCUCCCUUCUCUCUAGACCUCACCACAGCUGAGCCAGACAUACAGUAUUGUGUGGAUGUGCACAGUGUCCCUGGAGGACAACUGGUGGAGUCAUCAUGUGACAUCAUCGACACUAACUACACUUUCUCAACCAGUGAUCAAGACCAGUUAGUAUUUACAGUGACACCAAGAAGCAAUGUGGAGGGUAGUCUCAAUGGAACCUCCAGUGAACUAGUCGAACCUCCUUCGCAAGCUAACGACACGAUUACUGACAUCUCACCAUCGUCAUCUCUUCCUGAGUCUAUUCAACUACCCUCUAUUUAUACAAUAGCAGUGUCUUCAGGUGUAACUGCUGUGGUAGUUCUACUCCUACUCUUAGUCAUCGCCAUUUUAACAGCUGUUGUCGUAGUGAAACAAAAACAAAGGAACCACAAAGGUGAUGUUGUUGUAUCAGAUGGAAGAGUGGAUUUGUCAUCAACAUUGCCAGGAAUUGAGCAGCCUAACGAAGCUCAUGCUCCAGUGCUCAAUAAGAACAUUGCUUAUGAGCAGACACGGAUACCAAGACACAAUGAACACACCACCACCAUUGUCACCACGGUAGUAGCAAUGGAUAAUAUUGAGCCUAGUCAUGAGUACGAAGAAGUAUUACCUCAGGGACAUUUUUAGAACGAUUGAACAUCACUUCACAUCGAUUAAUGUGGCAACAUAAACCACAUCUCGCCCUCCAACCAUAGUAUAACUAUAACAUAAAGGUCAAAUUAUGCUAAUUUAGUACCCAAUUAUUCUCAAUUAUGCUAGUUGCUAGAAGUUAUUAUUAUUAGAACUAUUACUCCUGCUAGCAUAAUUUGCCAAGCGAGGGCUUCAAUCCAUAAUCACUCUGUUG
Halichondria panicea is the source of this 2514-nucleotide messenger RNA. RefSeq lists its product as uncharacterized. Bases 654 to 2297 code for a protein of 547 amino acids. Gene Ontology annotation, molecular function: protein binding. The transcript has 9 exons. NCBI's taxonomy places the organism in Eukaryota, Metazoa, Porifera, Demospongiae, Suberitida, Halichondriidae. The record is from RefSeq and is a predicted model, not a curated record.